UUUUUUUGAACUUCUAACAUUUCAUUAUCAAUCUUAUUAUUGUUAGCUUAACAUUUAGAUUUGGGAUAAAUGUAUUUGUAUUAGAUCAUGCGAUUUUUGCUAAAUUUGGAUAUUCAAGAUUUCAUUUUUUUUUGAAGUAGUUUAGAAAUAUAUGUACAACUUUAUUUAAGAAAAAAAGUAAGCUGAAUGGAAUCUGAUGGUAUGGCUGCCGGUGGAGGAAUGUAUUCAAAUAUGGGUUCAGGAAUGCUAGGGCUGGAAAUAUCACUGCACCACCAAUUACCCCAAGGGCAAACCACACAGAACCCACACCACAUGCAGCCACAACCACCACAACAACAGCUUCAACCACCACCACCGCCAUCACACCACCCAAUGGUUGUCUUUGGCCAUCACGAGGCCGACCAGCACCACCACCCCCAACACGCUCAGCUUUCUUCAAAACAAGCCUACCCUUUUUCUGCUAAGGCCAAGAACCAAGCUUUAGCACCCAGUGAUGAUGAUGAGCCUGGGCUUGGCACUGAAAACAGUGCUGAUACUGAUGGGAUGAGAAAAAUAUCUCCUUGGCAGAGAAUGAAGUGGACUGAUAAUAUGGUGAGGUUGUUGAUAAUGGUGGUAUUUUACAUCGGUGAUGAGGUUGGCUCUGAAGGAAAUGAUCCUGCUGGGAAAAAGAAGGGGGCCGGUGGUGUUCUGCAGAAGAAGGGAAAGUGGAAAUCAGUGUCAAGGGCGAUGAUGGAGAGAGGGUUCUUUGUGUCUCCACAGCAGUGUGAGGAUAAGUUCAAUGAUUUGAAUAAGAGGUACAAGAGGGUAAAUGAUAUUCUUGGAAAGGGGACUGCUUGCAGAGUUGUGGAGAAUCAGAGUUUGCUUGAUACGAUGGACCAUUUGUCGGCCAAAAUGAAGGAAGAAGUGAAGAAAUUGUUGAGCUCUAAGCACUUGUUCUUCAGAGAAAUGUGUGCUUAUCAUAAUAGUUGUGGUCACGGUGGUACUGGCGGUGCUAGCAGCAGUGGAGCUGCUCAGCAGUCGACGGAGGUCGGAGGAGUAGAGCCAUCAUCACAGAUGCAGCAGCAGCAAAGGUGUUUGCAUACAUCAGAAAAUGCCUCUACUCCACCUAAUCUAGCCAGGUGUGAGGUGGAGGGAUCGAAAACGACUAAAGGGCGGAGUUUUGAAGAAGAUAAUGACGAGGAUGACGACGACGAUGACGAGUAUGAGGAUGAUGUAGUUGAAGGUGGAGCAAGCGGUUAUGAACACGGCCACCCCGAGGAAGAUGAUGACACCCCUGAUGAAAGAUGCUCGAGGAAGAGGCAGCGAAAAGGCAUUUUUCUUCCCCCCUUGGUUCAGCAAAUGAGCACUGAAUUAAUGAAAGUGCUGCAAGAUGAAAGCAAGAAUUCGGCAGAGAAAAGGCAGUGGAUAAAAAAUCGGCUGUUGCAAUUGGAGGAGAGGCAUGUAGGAUUCCAAAGCGAAGCCUUUGAGCUUGAGAAGCAGAGAUUAAAAUGGGUGAAAUUCAGUAGCAAGAAGGAAAGGGAAAUGGAAAGGGACAAGCUUAGCAAUGACAGAUUAAGGUUAGAGAAUGAAAGAAUGAUGCUUCUAAUUCGACAGAAGGAGCUUGAGUUGCUUGAUGUUUACCAACAGCAGCAGCAGCAGCAUCAAUCGUCAAGGAAGAGCGACCCUUCAUCCAUUACAGGAUGAAUUGUACAGUAGGUUAGACGAAACUGGGACAGAGUAGGUGGAAACCACCAAUGGUGGUUGUAGACAUAUUCCAAAAUUUCUUUUUAAAGAUUUAGAAAGUCAUAUAGUCUUCUUGUAGUAAUAGGAACUGAGAAGUAGUUAAACAUUUGGAAGAAUUCUCCAAAAAUAAUC
Molecule: messenger RNA, 1854 nt
Organism: Coffea eugenioides
Lineage: Eukaryota; Viridiplantae; Streptophyta; Magnoliopsida; Gentianales; Rubiaceae
Exons: 1
Coding region: 187-1683 (498 amino acids)
Source: RefSeq, a predicted model, not a curated record